AUGAUGCUGGAUGUCGUUCAGAGACGCAUCUGCAGGGAGCAGCAGCAGUUUGAUCAGCCUCCAUGCCCUGCAGGAGAAAUUCAGGAAUUAACCUACGUAGUCAAUCAAAAGAAUAACAAGCUUAAACACUCUGCAGAUAUACAGGGUAACUUUGAGAAGGUGAACACCUCAGUGCUACAAGAAAUUGAGCAAUUAAAGAGGAAACAGAUUGAAGAUGAAAAUGAGAAAACCUCAUUAAAACAACAAAUACAGGAAUUAAAGAGACAACUCGAGCAAAAAGAUGAAAAACUUCAAGAUCUUACAGAUAAACAGGUAGACGAUGAGGUGAAAACCUCAUUAAAACAACAAAUUCAGGAAUUAAAGAGGCAACUCGAGCAAAAAGAUGAAAAUAUUAAACAGCUUACAGAUAAACAGGUUGACAAUGAGGUGAAAACCUCAUUAAAACAACAAAUUCAGGAAUUAAAGAGGCAAAUGGUGCAAAAAGAUGAAAAUAUUCAACAGCUUAGAGAUAAACAGGUUGACGAUGAGAAGGAAUUAAAGAGGGAACAAGAUCAAAAAGAUGAAAAACCUCAACAGCUUACAGAUAAACAGGUAGACGAUGAGGUGAAAACCUCAUUAAAACAACAAAUACAGGAAUUAAAGAGGCAACUCGAGGAAAAAGAUGAAAAUAUUCAACAGCUUACAGAUAAACAGGUUGACGACGAGAAGCUCCAAGCUAGCUGA
Messenger RNA from Cyprinodon tularosa, 723 nucleotides. RefSeq names its product reticulocyte-binding protein 2 homolog a-like. NCBI's taxonomy places the organism in Eukaryota, Metazoa, Chordata, Actinopteri, Cyprinodontiformes, Cyprinodontidae. Bases 1 to 723 code for a protein of 240 amino acids. The transcript is spliced from 4 exons. The record is from RefSeq and is a predicted model, not a curated record.